UAUCAAGGGGAGCGAAAAGGGCGACAUUUAACGAAUGAAUGAAGUUUUCAAACACUCUCCUUCACGUUUGGUCACGUUACUGUAUUGGAAAAUUUACAGACACCGCUAUUCAACCAACCACAAUCUCACAACCUGGUUCAGCAAAUACGUAGACAAAACCAAUGUCUCCUCCUGGAACUCCGUCAUCGCCGAUUUGGCUCGGGGCGGCGACUCCGUCGAAGCUCUCCGAGCCUUCUCGUCCAUGCGAAAACUCUCUCUCAGACCCGACCGUUCCUCUUUCCCCUGCGCCAUCAAAUCCUGCUCUGCUUUGUUCGAUCUUCGUUCGGGCAAGCAAGCCCACCAGCAAGCUUUGGUCUUCGGCUUUGAGUCGGACCUCUUUGUGUCCUCGGCUCUCAUUGACAUGUACGCUAAGUGUGGCGAGUUGAGUGACGCAAGAGCACUGUUCGAUGAAAUUCCUCGCAGAAAUGUGGUGACUUGGACGUCCUUGAUCACUGGCUAUGUUCAAAAUGACAGUGCCCACGAGGCGUUAUCGCUUUUUAAAGAGUUGUUGAUUGAGGAGAGUGAUGCAGGGGGUGAUGGGAAAGGUUUAAUUGAUUCAGUUGCUAUGGUCUCGGUUCUUUCAGCAUGUUCUCGUGUAUCCGUGAAGGGAAUUACGGAGGGGAUUCAUGGGUUUAUAGUGAAGAGGGGCUUUGAGGGGGAUUUGGGUGUUGGCAAUACUUUGAUAGAUGUGUAUGCCAAGUGCGGCGAGCUGCGUGUGUCUAAGAAGGUGUUUGACGGGAUGGCUGAGAAGGAUACGGUUUCUUGGAAUUCAAUGAUUGUCAUGUAUGCACAAAAUGGAUUGUCCGCAGAGGCUUUGGACGUUUUCAAUGGGAUGUUAAAGAAUGGUGAUCUCAGUUACAGUGCAGUGACUUUAUCGGCUGUGUUGUUGGCCUGUGCGAAAUCGGGGGCUUUGCAAGUGGGGCAAUGUAUACAUGAUCAGGUUAUAAAGAUGGGCUUGGAGGAGAAUGUGGUUAUGGGUACUUCUAUUAUUGACAUGUAUAGCAAGUGUGGGAGAGUUGAAAUGGCGAGGAAAGCAUUUGAUUGCAUGAAGGAGAAGAAUGUGAAGUCAUGGACUGCCAUGGUUGCUGGGUAUGGAAUGCAUGGCCAAGCCACAGAAGCUCUUGAAGUCUUCUACAAAAUGAUUGGGGCUGGGGUCAAACCUAAUUACGUCACGUUUGUCUCAGUUCUUGCUGCUUGUAGCCAUGCUGGUCUUUUAAAAGAAGGCUGGCAUUGGUUCACCUCCAUGAACCAUGAAUUUGGUGUAGAACCUGGGGUGGAGCACUACGCUUGCAUGGUUGAUCUUCUUGGGGAUGCCGGUCAUCUCAAUGAGGCUUAUGAUUUAAUCAAGGGGAUGAAGGUUCGGCCUGACUCUGUAGUCUGGGGUUCCCUUCUUGGGGCUUGUAGAAUUCACAAAAACGUCGAGCUUGGUGAGAUUUCUGCUAGAAAAUUGUUUGAAUUAGACCCGGCUAAUUAUGGUUACUAUGUCGUGCUUUUAAACAUAUAUGCUGAUGCUGAAAGGUGGGAAGAUGUUGAAAGGAUGAAAAUACUUAUGAAGAACGAUGAAAUUGUCAAAACACCUGGAUUCAGUUUGGUUGAACUAAAUGGUAGGGUUCAUGUAUUUUGGGUUGGAGACAGAGAGCAUCCAGAACAUCAGAAGAUUUAUGAGUAUUUGGAAAAAUUAACCAUGAAACUGCAAGAAUUUGGCUAUGUACGCAAUACGACUUCAGUUUUUCAGGACAUUACUGAGGAAGAGAAGGAAAUGAACCCUCGAGUUCAUAGUGAGAAGCUGGCAGUUGCCUUUGGAAUCAUGAAUUCUGCUCCUGGUACAACAAUCCAGGUCAUUAAGAAUCUUAGGGUUUGUGGUGACUGUCAUACUGUAAUUAAGUUGAUUUCCAAGAUAGCUAAUCGAGAAAUUGUGGUUAGAGAUUCAAAGCGAUUUCAUCGUUUCAGGAACGGCUUGUGUACAUGUGGGGAUUACUUGUGAUAUUUAUGAGAUUUGAUAAGAAAGUUGAGAAUCUUCGUGCAGACUGGUGCCCCGUUUUUGUCAUUAUCAACAGGGCCUAACCUUACUUGAGGUUGGGAUUUUCCUAGAUGCCUAUCAGAAAGUGGCAGUAGUAAGGUUGAGAUUUUCCUGGCUGUUGUCUUUCUAUGAGCUCAUUCAAAGGGGUUGCAUCAUAUCUUUCCUGGUGUGUUUAGGUCUCGGCCAGAUGCAACUUCUGGCACUGGAGCAGUUCGCAUACGAGGAUAUGCUGUGGAAGCUUGAUACGGCAUGCUUUUUAUGCAUACAACAGGUCACUCUUUAGACAUGAAGUAUCAUGAACUAUAAGUACCAUGAUGGCAUAAUACAUUUCACAAAGCCCACAAAGCUUUAGUGCUACAUCUCCAACAGAGGCAUUGCUUAUGGAUGGAUUGGAAAAUGAGGAAGAACCACUCUGAAGAAUCAGGUCUAGGCCUUUCAGAACUAAUAUGGAAGAUUGGUUCUUCUGUUUGUAUUGACCACAAGAGUUGCUAGAAUGGAGAAGACAAAGCAUUUUUGGGGAA
This is a messenger RNA of Corylus avellana, 2580 nucleotides long. RefSeq names its product Tetratricopeptide repeat (TPR)-like superfamily protein. Gene Ontology annotation, biological process: RNA modification. The record is from RefSeq and is a predicted model, not a curated record. Lineage: Eukaryota; Viridiplantae; Streptophyta; Magnoliopsida; Fagales; Betulaceae. Gene Ontology annotation, molecular function: protein binding; zinc ion binding; RNA binding.